ACACUUGGUCCACAGAAUGCUUAGUAGAAGUUUUCAGCAAAGAGGCUGGAAUUCAUGAGCAAUAGAAUAAAUGUGUCUUUCAUAUAUUACUUCACCAGUCAGGUGGCCUCAGCAUUCGGAACCCUUUUCCUCUGCUGCCUGCACACUUCUUGCACUACUUUCAGAAGUCAAGAAAUGCUUAAAUAAAGAGAAACUUGUUCCAUGACAGAAAAGGUCAUUUCUUCUGGCCAGGCAUUUGGGAAGGAGACAGGAAGCAUAUUAUUUUAAAGGUGGAAGAGCGGCGCUGCCCCCCUCUCCAGCUGCCACCUGCCAAGAUGGUGCUAUCGGCCUGCCGGGGGGUGCUGCCCCUGGCUGCCCUAGCACUGCUCCUGCUCGUCUGCCUGGCUCCCGAUGGUUCAAAAGGGAAUAAACUUAAGCUGAUGCUUCAAAAACGCGAAGCUCCUGCACCAGCUAAGACUGAGGUGUCAGUAAAAGAAAAUACGGCCAAGGAGUUCUUAAGCAGCCUGAAACGCCAGAAGCGCCAACUGUGGGACAGGACUCAACCCGAUGUGCAGCAGUGGUAUCAGCAAUUCCUCUACUUGGGAUUUGAUGAAGCCAAAUUUGAAGACGACGUCUCCUACUGGACAAACCUGGGACGUGGUGGCAAUGAAUAUUAUGGAUAUUAUGGAGGCUACUACCAGAACCAUUUUGAUGAAGAUGCACCUAUUGGGCCCCGAAACCCACACACCUUCAGGCAUGGAGCAAAUGUCAACUACGACGAUUAUUAACCUUGUUUAUUCUACUGUAACUAAGAAUUGUAUGUCUGUAUCGGAUUGAGCUAAGCCCUAGCCUCACUAACUCACAUUCUCUCUCUCCCUCUACCCUCUUUUUUUUUUAUAGUAGCCAUUUGUUGUAAACAAGGAGAAGAAAGAAACUGUCUAGCACAGAAGCCUAUUUGGAAUGGGCUUCUAUAAAUACUUAAUAGUACACUAUGUAUAAGAGUUAGAAUUAAAGUCUUUUGGUAGAAUAA
Messenger RNA from Chrysemys picta bellii (western painted turtle), 1009 nucleotides. It is a transcript of the gene ECRG4, whose product is annotated as ECRG4 augurin precursor. Lineage: Eukaryota; Metazoa; Chordata; Testudines; Emydidae. Gene Ontology annotation, biological process: cellular senescence; regulation of cell population proliferation; G1 to G0 transition. The record is from RefSeq and is a predicted model, not a curated record.